AUGUCAGGCUUAGCUCUUCCCACCGCAUCUUCCUCAUCUUCAUCGGCCAUCAACAAAGCAUCUGAACCACUGAGGGACGACGAGAGGUUAGAUGGUGAAGGUGAAGUGUUGAAUAGGGUACCGAACAAAGCUAUCUCGAGUGUACCGGAGAUAACCUCUGUGCAGGGUUUGGUACCGACUUUACAGAAUAUAGUCGCAACUGUAAAUUUGGAAUGUCGUUUGGAUCUAAAGACUAUAGCUUUACAUGCUAGAAAUGCGGAAUAUAAUCCAAAGCGUUUCGCCGCCGUCGUCAUGCGAAUCCGAGAUCCCAAAACGACCGCCCUAAUCUUCGCGUCGGGAAAGAUGGUAGUGACAGGUGCGAAAUCCGAGGAUGAUUCGAGAUUGGCUUCGAGGAAAUACGCGAGGAUAAUCCAGAAAUUGGGAUUCGAUGCGAAGUUCGCUGAAUUCAAGAUUCAGAAUAUCGUUGGGAGUUGUGAUGUAAAAUUUCCUAUCAGGUUGGAAGGGUUGGCUUUUAGUCAUGGUGCCUUCAGUAGUUAUGAGCCGGAGCUCUUUCCAGGUCUGAUCUACAGAAUGAUGAAACCCAAAGUCGUACUUUUAAUCUUCGUAUCUGGUAAAAUCGUCUUGACAGGUGCUAAAGUGAGAGAGGAGAUUUACAUGGCGUUUAAUCAGAUCUAUUCGGUGUUGGUCGAAUUCCGAAAAGAAGCAUAG
Messenger RNA from Kwoniella botswanensis, 708 nucleotides. RefSeq names its product TATA-box-binding protein. Lineage: Eukaryota; Fungi; Basidiomycota; Tremellomycetes; Tremellales; Cryptococcaceae. Gene Ontology annotation, biological process: DNA-templated transcription initiation. Gene Ontology annotation, molecular function: RNA polymerase II general transcription initiation factor activity; DNA binding. Bases 1 to 708 code for a protein of 235 amino acids. The record is from RefSeq and is a predicted model, not a curated record. The transcript has 5 exons.